AUGUCAGAGAUUACAUCAUUUAAUAUAACAUUUAUCGAUAAAAUCGAAUUAAUCUUCGCAUUGAAUGUCGAAAAUUUCUUCGGUGUUCAGACAGCUGAUAAAUCACUCAUUUAUCAAAUAUUUCCUUCCAAAAUUAUAGAACUAAAGUUAUCGAUAAACAAAGCUGAGUUACUUUCUGCUAUAAAUACUAAUGGGCGCAUUUUGCUUUCGGCAAUGAGUAGUUCAGGAGAAACCAAUGUUUAUGAUUUGCUGGAUAGAAAGCGAAUUUUCUCUGGUCUGUUUCAAGAUUCCAAGCGUGCACCUAUUACGCAAAUGAGAUUUUUCGCAACCAGUCGUGAUUAUGAAUUUUUAACAGUUGGUGAUGAUUGUCGCAUUGAUUUUUCUGUUGGUUCUGGUGCAAAUAUUUUCACAGAAUGGAGUCGUCAUGAAGCUUUGAGUGCAAUAGCAUCAGUGGAGAUAAUUGAUUUACCAUUUUCCGAUGCUCAAAUUGGUAUCGAAUCCGAAUUCAAUAUUAAUGGAGGCAAUAUCUUCGAAUCGUUUUUUCGCCGCAUAAAAAGCCAGACUGAGCAAUUGAAACGGAUAAUUUCGAUAUAUAAAAAUAUUCCUCUCGAAAGGGAUUAUUUCAAUCUAAGAAAAAUUAUUGUUGUUUCAACUCUCAAAUCCAGUCUUUUUGGCUUGGAUAGCAAUGAUGGCUCGAUAAUUUGGCACAUAUAUUUGGGCAAAGGGACCUCGUAUUUUAUUAGUCACUUAGGAUCUAAGGCAAUGCCUCUUUUCAUACAAAGAACAGCCGCCCAUUAUCAAUAUCCUGCUCACGCUUCUGUGUUUUUUAUAAAUGAAUUUACUUCUCGCUCUUGUUUACUUGUUUUUAACCCAGUUGUGGGUGCUAUCAUCGAUCGUGUUGAGUUCAAUCGAAAAAUAAAGCGAGUUCAUCUUCUGCCGUUUAUUGAUUCUAAUGCUAUCCAGCCUCUUAUCAUUAUUGAUGAAAAUGACCGGAUUGUCACGUAUCCCGAAAAACUUACGAAUUUUUCUCACACAGUUGCUACUUAUUUUUUUUCAUUCGAUGCUGAAGGUCAUCUUGAGGGUUCAAUGUUGGACUUAAAUAGUCUACAGUUCAUUUCUUUGUGGAAGUCUUCUCUUGCAUUCACCAAAAAUCAGAAAAUUAUUGCAUUUUCGGCUAAACCUUUUCAUCAACGAGUACAUAGUGCGGGUCAUGUUCUUGAUGACCGAUCGGUAUUGUAUAAGUACUCGAAUCCAAAUUUAGUUGCAUUAGCGGUUUUAGAUUCAUUUCAAUCAACUUUGAUGAUUUAUCUGGUCGAUGCAGUUUCUGGUUACAUUGUUUAUUCGGCAAAACAAUCUAAAGUGGCGGGUCCUAUCAAUUUGGUUCAUUGUGAAAAUUGGUUAGCGUAUUCUUAUUGGAAUGAAAAAGGUCGACGUGUGGAAAUUGCAAUUAUUGAACUUUACGAAGGUUUUAAACAAACAGAUGAAAUGGAAUUCGAUUCGCUAAAACCUACAAUAUCUCCAGCGAUACAAGCAAUUACCCAAGCAUAUAUAUUUCCACAGGGAAUUUCGGCUUUAGGUGUUACUGAAACAGAGCAGGGUUUGUCCACUCGCUCUUUGUUGAUCGCUAUGCCCUUCGGCGCUAUUUAUGGAAUUUCGAAGAGGAUUGUUGAUGCUCGAAGGCCUCUUGAAAUGACUCCUGAAUUGGCAAGAGAGAUGUUAAUUCCUUAUCGACCUGAACUACCAAUCGCAUCAGAAGAAUUCAUCAAUUACAACCAGUCAAUCUACAACAUAAAAGCGAUUCGAGCCGCACCAUCAGGCUUGGAAUCCACAAGUUUAAUAUUCGCUUAUGGCCUUGACCUCUUUUUCACUCGAAUGACUCCUUCAGGAACAUUUGAUAUAUUGAAGGAUGAUUUUGAUCAUGUGUUGAUUAGUUUAGUUCUUAUUUCAUUGUUAGUUUCUAGUUUUAUUUGCAAGAAGCUAGGUAAAAGUCAUAGCCUAAAACAAGCUUGGUUGUAA
Molecule: messenger RNA, 2016 nt
Organism: Dracunculus medinensis (Guinea worm)
Lineage: Eukaryota; Metazoa; Nematoda; Chromadorea; Rhabditida; Dracunculidae
Source: the annotation of a GenBank genome assembly